This is a messenger RNA of Trypanosoma theileri, 315 nucleotides long. RefSeq lists its product as uncharacterized. The transcript has a single exon. NCBI's taxonomy places the organism in Eukaryota, Euglenozoa, Kinetoplastea, Trypanosomatida, Trypanosomatidae. The coding region runs from base 1 to 315 and encodes 104 amino acids. The record is from RefSeq and is a predicted model, not a curated record.
AUGUCGCAAUACUAUUUUCACAUUGAUAGUAUUCUGACUUUAAAAGGCAAUACACUUAAGGUAAAAAUAGGCCAAGAAGACUUUAUGGACUGGGAGGCCUUUUGCCCUUCCAUUAUUAACUUUACAAUGCGUCGGAAUCAAAAUUUUUUUUUACAAGUUUUCGAGACGACAUACAAUUUAUUCAGUGCAGAAUGGGCAGCACUGGUGGAGGAAGCUACCAAGCUACAUUAUGAGUAUGACCGCGCACGAGCAAAGUUGGAACGCGAAGACUUUAGUGUACAACAAAACGCAAAUAUACAACUCCAGGAAUUAUAG